AUGCCGACCACCCGACAUGGCACUACGACCAGCCCGAGAAACAACGAUUCUCCGACUGUUCCAACUGCUAGCGUCCAACCUGCGAGUACAACCACUCCAUCCGUUGGCAAUGCAAUUGGUAAAGCGUCCAACGCUAUCAAACCUGGUAACACCCCUGCAAGUCUUGAUUUUGCUGUUGAUACACUCAUGCAGCGGCCCUUGAACGGACCACUCAUGCAGUCCCUUCAACGUGACGGUAUCUUCUGUUUCCGAGACCUCCUGUUGCUCAAAGACACGGAUCUCCUAGACCUGAAGUACGACGCACCCAUCACUGAUGGGAGUGGUGCAGAUACAGGCCGAACAAAGCUGACACAGCUUGACAAGGCUAACCGUGGCAUCAUCAAUGCACUCCUUGGUUACACCUACCUACAAUGGGACAUCUUCAAUCAAUCUUUUCGUUCCACCACACGUGUUCAUAACACACUGAACGUUCUGGAUCACUCCUAUGUUCCUGCCUCUGCGGACAACAAAACUCUCUUUGACAAACAGCAGGCCUUCAUGUACGACAUCUUUGUCACCAAGCUGCAGACCAACACUGGUAAAUCUCUGGUACAAAAGUAUCAGCUGACGUACGAUGCUCAACAAAUUUGGGCCAAACUCAACGAUCAUUGUACAACCUCGGUCGCAGCCGACACGCAAGCUUCUUCCCUGAUGACUUGGUUGACUACCAAGAAACUCGUCAAGUCGGACUGGCCUGGCAAACACUACGCUUUUGUUCUUCAUUGGCUUGAACAAGCACGCCUCUAUAACGAGAUUGCUAGUGAUAAAAUGGCCAACUCCCAGUUCCUGCUUGCGAACGCCAUUCAACAGACACCGUAUCUUUGUGAGAUUAAGACCUCUUCCAAGCUCUUAUCCGCGCAAACCGGUCAGUCACUGACUUACCCUCAGUAUGUUGAACUUGUCACAUCUGCCGCCAUGGCCCAUGACAUGGCUAUGAACGAACAAGCUGUUGUACCUGCUACACACAAAGCUCUCUUUCAUGACAUUUUUAGCCCACAUAACGAUAAUAUGGACGACUAUUACACCCAAGAUUUUGAUCUAGAUGUUAAUAGGCAAACUAUUGAGGCCUUCCAAGCCUCGUCCUAUUGUACAACCCGUCCUCAACUUGACAAUGCCACAUGGCAACAGUUGGAUGACCACGCCCGUCGCACUUGGCACCAAAUUCCGGACCAAGCUAAGGCUACCAUCCUCCAAAACAAGUCAGCACCUUCCGGGCGACCCAGCCAAUUGGAGAAAGGCGAAGUCCUUUCUCGUCCUUGA
This is a messenger RNA of Cylindrotheca closterium, 1299 nucleotides long. The record is from the annotation of a GenBank genome assembly. Lineage: Eukaryota; Bacillariophyta; Bacillariophyceae; Bacillariales; Bacillariaceae.